Debaryomyces tyrocola is the source of this 4137-nucleotide messenger RNA. The record is from the annotation of a GenBank genome assembly. Lineage: Eukaryota; Fungi; Ascomycota; Pichiomycetes; Serinales; Debaryomycetaceae.
AUGCAAGGUUUUAAAGGGCUCUUGUUAGCACUAGCAUUAGUUCAAUUUUGUAUGGCUGAAACGCCUUCUCCAUGCCUGCCUCUUACUUCUCCAUCAAUAGGGUUUAAUGCCGUCUUCUAUCCUUAUGGGUUUAGAGACGAUACGUCGCUGAGAAACUUGAACUAUAUGAACGGAGGCUAUAAGUCGUUGAAACCAAUUGCUCUGACAUCUGGAAUUACAGAUAUAAAUUUUGGUAUAGCUAAGGGUAGUGACCUGGUUGUUAAGGGCCAAAUAUACGGGAAAACUGUGACAGUUUCAAACUUUAGUGUUGAACUUACUGGUUACUUUCUUGCCCCAGAAACUGGUGACUACCAACUCCUGAUGUCUGUAGAUGACGGAGCUUUGGUUACAUUUGGUGCUGGUCAGGCAUUCGGGUGCUGUAACACAGUGUCAACAUCCAAUGACGGUAAUUAUGCAAUAUUCGCCCAUUGGUAUUCCACAUCUAAUGCUCCAGGGCAAACAGUUUCUACACAACAUCUUACUGCUGGAUAUUACUAUCCUAUGAAGAUAUUUUAUGUGAAUAUGCAAAAUCCGAUGAGUAUGACUUUUAGAGUCACUACACCAAGCGGAAAUGUGAUUACCAAUUUUAAAAAUGUUUACACCUUUACAAAUACGGAUAUUUCUUGUCCUGCUGUCAGACCCACAACCACAGUCACCAAGACAUGGACUGGUACCAAUACACAAACAACCACUAAAAUUGCUACGUCGUUCGGCACCGACACAGUUGAAAUUGACAUUCCUAUCCCAACAGUGACCACCACCAAGACGUUUACUGGUACAGCUAUUUCAAAUACCACCAAAUCAGCAUCUGUUGGGGGAACUGCGACUGUUGAAGUAGUUGUCCCAAUACCCACAAUUACCACCACCAAGACGUAUACCGGAACCUCGAUAGUCACCUCGACAAUUACGGCACCUAUAGGCGGAACUGCAACUGUUGAGGUUGACGUUCCAAUUUCAACAGUGACCACCACUAAGACUUAUACUGGAGCCACGACAGUCACCUCGACAAUUACGGCGUCUGUUGGAGGAACUGCGACUGUUGAAGUAGAUGUUCCAGUCCCCACAAUUACUACUACUAAGACGUAUACUGGGUCUGAUAUGACAACCGUAAAUCACACUGUACCACCUGGGGAAACAGCCACUGUUGAAGUUGAUAUUCCUAUUCCAACCACUAUCAUGAUCAAAACCUGGACAGGAUCUGAUAUUACAACUAUAACCCACACUGCAUCACCCGGAGAAACUGUUACGGUUGAAGUUGAUGUCCCAAUUCCAACCUUUACGACAACGAGAACAUGGAAUGGUUCUGAUAUUUCGACUACUACUCACACAGCGUCUAUCGGCGAUAAUGCUACAGUUGAGGUCAAUGUCCCUAUUCCAACAAUUACCACGACCAGAACAUGGACUGGAUCUGAUAAGACAACUGUAACUCACACUGCACAACCCGGGGAAACAGCUAUUGUUGAAGUGGAUGUUCCAAUCCCAACUGUCACAACUACUAGGACAUGGACAGGCUCAGAUAUUUUGACAACCACUCAUACUGCACCACCAGGAGGAACAGCUACUGUUGAGGUUGAUACUCCAAUUCCAACUUUCACCACAACUAGAAUAUGGACCGGAUCAGAUAUUUUUACUACUACUCAUACAGCAUCAAUAGGCGAGAAUGCUACAGUAGAAGUUAAUGUCCCUAUUCCAACAGAAACUAUUAUUAAAACUUGGACCGGAUCAAAUGUAGUAACAACGACUCAUACAGCAACUGUCGGCGGUACUGCAACAGUGGAAAUCGAUGUUCCAAUUUUAACUGUUAUUACCACCAAAACAUGGACAGGGUCUGAUGAUACAAUUAUAACAAUACCUGCAGAAUCAGGUGGAAAUCUUACUAUUGAAUACAACGUUCCCAUACCGACUGAAACUAUCACUCAAACUUGGACAGGCGAGGCCACCUCAGUGACCACAAGAACAGCAUCUAUAGGCGACACUGCCACUGUCGAGAUCAAUGUGCCUAUUCCAACAAUCACUACAACUAGAACAUGGGCUGGAUCGGAUAUGACAACAGUGACUCACAGUGCACCACCCGGAGAAACAGCUACUGCCGAGAUAGAUAUUCCUAUUCCAACCUUAACAACAACCAGAACAUGGAAAGGUAAUGGUACUAGAACCAUUACACACACUGCUCCAGCUGGUGAAACUGCAACUGUUGAAGUCGAUCUCCCAGUCCCAACAGUUACUACAACGAAGACAUGGACCGGUACUGGCAUAACCACUGUUACUUACACUGCUCCACCGGGUGAAACAGCUACUGUUGAAGUUGAUGUUCGUAUCCCAACUUUCACCACAACUAGAACAUGGACCGGAAAUGGUACUAGAACCAUUACACAUACAGCAUCUGUUGGAGGAAAUGCUACUAUUGAGAUAGACGUUCCAAUUCCAACAGUCACCACCACAAGGAGGACAUGGAUUGGGUCUGAUAUGACACCUGAUAUGACAACAAUAACCCACACUGUACCACCCGGAGAAACAGCCACAGUUGAAGUCGACGUUCCAGUAAAUUCGAAUUCGUCAAUUUCUAGUAUAUCUCCAUAUUCCAGUGUACCAAUGACAUCGUCAUUGGCAUCCUCAACUAUAAUUGGUGGGGCAGUUGAACCAUCUAGAACGUUGAAUUCAACAGUAUUAAGCGUACGAACUACAUCACCCCAUGUCUCCUCAGAUAUUAGUAGCGAGUCCUUGGUAUCAUCUAGCUCACUGAAUCCAACAGUAUCAAGCGUACCAACUAUAUCACCCCAUGUCUCUUCAGAUAUAAGAAGCGAGUCAGCGGUAUUAUCUAGCACAUCGAAUGCGAAAGUUUCCAGCAUGCCAGUUUCGUCAACCAUAUCUAGUUCUAUGAAACCAAGCUCGAUCGCAUCUAGUGAAUCAGAUGUUCUGUCUAUAAUAUCCUCAAUGCCUGUUGUAAUUAGUUCAUCUUCACAUCGUUAUUACGGGAAUUCGUCAUACCUACAAUAUUCCACAAUGAAUCCAAUUUCUUCAUCAAUAUCCUCAGACUUUAGCAGUCAUACCACAAGUAACUAUAUCACUCCAACAUCUUCCAUGAAGGUCGUUUCUGAAAGUUCGAAAAAUAUAGAAUCAAUAGCUAGUAGUGGGACUAAUGAAUCCACUUCAGUGAUGGGAUCAUCGGAACCACUAGUAAGUCCCGUGUCAAGUAGCAAUCCAAGGAGUGAGAACAGUGAACAGAUUAGCACAGUAUAUCCAUCCUCCUCUAUUUCCGAAACAUUUGUGACAUCUGCUGCUAACCCAAUUACUAUUCCAUCUCCUACUACGUCACACAACCGAGAACUGACAAUUCUGCUAACAGAUCAUACGACUCAUAUUGUGUCAUCACUUUCAACUUCAGAUUCAACGGAUUUCUAUCCCAUUAUUCCAAAUGAAAAUGCUUCUCAAAGAAAUUCAAAUGAAUUAUCCACCAAUUCUAAUAGUGCAACGGGAUACGGAGAAAACGCUGGUGAAAAUAAUACCCCAACACCUAUUGUCGCAGAGCUGCCUACUAUUACAACAACAACCCAGAAUACAAGCUCUUCUAACAAAGAUAGUGAAAACUAUAAAACGAGCGAAACUGUGACCAGUGAAGUCUCUAGUACCACCACUAGCAUUGAACCUGUUGGAACUAAUAGCGCACCUCAUAAUAACGGGUCCGGUAAUGUAUCUAAUAAUGGUUCUGGUGCUGAGUCUAAUGGUGGAUCUGAUAAUGCAGCUGGUGCUGAGUCGUCUAAUAGUGGCUCUAAUAAUGGAUCUGGUGACAAGUCUAAUAGUGGAUCUAAUAACGUAACUGGUAAUGACCCUAAUAAUGGACCUCACUCCUCGCCAAUUGAAACAAAUGGAAGUGCAACCACAUCUUCGAUUGAAGGUACUUCCAACCCAUUCAUCUCCGAGCCAGCUUCAACCAGGGCAUGGGAAACUUCGACUUCUGGCUUUAAGACUUCAUCAUCUUCACCAUCGUCCAUGAGUUCAGUUCCUACUGUCGCACCAAUGACGGGGUCUGGUUCGUUCACAAAACAUAUUUCCUUAACAACUUUAAUUUUGAGUAUGUUGAUAGCCAUGAUAGUUUAG